Arabis nemorensis is the source of this 900-nucleotide messenger RNA. NCBI's taxonomy places the organism in Eukaryota, Viridiplantae, Streptophyta, Magnoliopsida, Brassicales, Brassicaceae. The record is from the annotation of a GenBank genome assembly.
AUGUCGAUAUCUCGUCGAGGAUUGUCGCUGUUCGUCGCCGUCUUCAUCGUCUUGCUUCAGUUUUCCACUUCUCUGAUUAGUUCUCCAAGUUCUAUAAUCAACCCUUCUAAAGUCAAACAAGUUUCUUCGAAACCCAGGGCAUUUGUGUAUGAAGGUUUUUUGACCGACCUGGAAUGUGAUCAUCUGAUCUCACUUGCGAAAGAGAAUCUGCAGAGAUCUGCGGUUGCUGAUAACGAUAAUGGCGAGAGUCAAGUCAGUGAUGUUCGGACUAGCUCAGGCACGUUUAUCUCCAAAGGAAAGGAUCCUAUUGUUUCCGGUAUCGAGGACAAGCUCUCUACAUGGACAUUCCUUCCUAAAGAAAAUGGAGAAGAUCUUCAGAUACUGAGAUAUGAGCACGGUCAGAAAUAUGAUGCUCACUUUGACUACUUUCACGACAAAGUCAACAUCGCCCGUGGUGGACACCGCAUAGCAACCGUUCUCAUGUAUCUAUCCAAUGUCACAAAGGGUGGAGAAACUGUUUUCCCUGAUGCAGUGGAAUCUUCUCGCCGUACGCUUUCCGAGAACAAAGACGACCUUUCUGAUUGUGCAAAGAAAGGAAUUGCUGUGAAACCGAAGAAAGGGAAUGCUCUGUUGUUCUUCAACCUCCACCAAGACGCAGUCCCAGAUGUCUUGAGCCUUCACGGAGGUUGUCCUGUGCUCGAAGGAGAGAAAUGGUCAGCAACUAAGUGGAUUCACGUGGACUCGUUCGAUAAGAUUUUGACACAUGACGGUAACUGUACGGAUCUAAACGACAGCUGUGAAAGAUGGGCAGUGCUUGGAGAAUGUGCAAAGAACCCAGAGUAUAUGGUGGGAACUGUAGAGCUCCCUGGAAAAUGCAGACGUAGCUGUAAAGCUUGUUAA